CCUGGAUAUAAAUAUAUUCUUGAGGGCCGCCGAUUACUUGAGCACGAGGAACCUCAGGAAAUAUAUGAAGCGUACGAGCAUGGUUCUGGAUGGAUUGUGUGGUCAUAUUCCCGAGAAGGAGGCUCACGCGAUGAAGAGUCAGCUUCGAGGACUUUUGCCGAUUGGAUGUUUGGACAAAAAGGAACUCGGAGAAUGGACUGCGGAGAAGAAACACGAGAUCUGCGCCGGACUGCUCAACAUUCUCCAUGGUGCCGUGAACCUCUUUGAGAAGCACACAAAACUCACACAAUCUAAAAUAUUGAAAUUCAACGAAACAAUGGGCGAAGUCGGCAUGAUCACUCUUGACUGCAUCCAGGCAAAUUGUGGGAUUCACAACGAUUAUUACAACUCUGUCACAACUCAGACAAUCUGGGAAUUUAUAUGCCGGCUUGACAAGGAGACCGAAACGGGACGAGCGCCGUAUGGUCAAUGCUUCGGAUUUUUACGACGUGAGCAGCGUGCCGUUCUUGAAGCAGUCAGCAAAUUCUCGCGGCGAACAAGUAACCACAUUGAGGCACGCUCGAUGAGAGCUUAUUUGAUAAGACGAAUAGGUGUCAUCUGGCACUUCUGCCGAAUGUUUUCAGAAGAGAUAUGUAUUGGGAUUGGGCGGGCUUGGUCCGAGCUGGUAGAAGGCGAUCGGGAGAUCUACAAGGCUCUGGAAGAAUUGGGGAGCGGGAGAAGAAGGAGAGAGAGUAUGCCCAGGUCAGAAGACGGGCGGAGGUGAUAGAGAAGAGAUUGGCAAGAGCAUAGAAACUUAUCGAGAUCGUUGGUUACUCAAAUAGACUUUCUUAAUAAAAU
This is a messenger RNA of Hyaloscypha bicolor E, 837 nucleotides long. RefSeq lists its product as uncharacterized. The record is from RefSeq and is a predicted model, not a curated record. The transcript has a single exon. NCBI's taxonomy places the organism in Eukaryota, Fungi, Ascomycota, Leotiomycetes, Helotiales, Hyaloscyphaceae. The coding region runs from base 80 to 763 and encodes 227 amino acids.